AUGACGACGAAAAACUCAGACAUGCGCAGCCUCGCCGAGGUCUUUGACAAGAACGGAUACGUCAGUGGUCUCGACGUUCUUAACGAGAAGGAGGUGGUAGAACUCAGGGCCAACUUUGACAAAGUGCAGGAUGACAUAGGGGAGGAGAACGCUACAUACUCAUUGCAUAACAAGCAUCUGACUGAUGACUGGGUGCUCCGGCUUGCUACUCACCCGAACAUGCUCCGUCCUUUGAAGGCAAUCCUAGGACCGAACAUGAUCCUUCUAGAUUCUCGCUUUAUCUGCAAAUAUCCCGUGAAGGAAUCCGAAGACAAGGAAGCGUUUGUAGCUUGGCAUCAGGAUGUCAGGUACUGGGGAGUGGAAGGCGAUGUUGUCAGUGUUUGGUACGCGGUCGACGACGCUGAUGUGGAGAACGGAUGUAUGUUCGUGAUCCCUGGAACCCACAAAAGUGGAAUUCUCGAGCACGUCUCGGAGACCAAACAGGGAAAUCUUUUGUCGUCAAACCAGUCCAUCCGCGAGAAUCUGUACGACGCGUCCAAAGCUGUCCCUUGUCCACUACGUGCUGGUCAAAUCGACACCAACCGAUCCACACGAAGAAGAUGCGGCUACGUCAUCCGAUAUGUCGCCACUACAGCCAAGCCAAUUGUUGACUCCAGCAGACCCAGGACCUUCCCUGCAACGGUCCUGGUGAGCGGGGUGAAUGACACGGGUAACUUUGAUGAUCAUGCCCCAGAAUGGUUCACAUGGAAGGAUCAGUAA
Messenger RNA from Candidula unifasciata, 759 nucleotides. Lineage: Eukaryota; Metazoa; Mollusca; Gastropoda; Stylommatophora; Geomitridae. The record is from the annotation of a GenBank genome assembly.